AUGAAGUACAUAAAUUUAUUAAUACCGUUUUUUAUUUUAAUAAAUUUUUAUUAUACGGGUCAGGAUAAUUUAGGGAAAAAAGAAAUAGUGUCUAUAAAUAUGGACACUUUUAAUCAAAUUUUAGAGGAUGAAGAUCAAAUUACAUUAUUAAUAGUAUAUACCCAUUGGUGUCAAAGAUCUAUUUUACUUCUUGAAAAUUUAGAAAAUAUAUCAAGUAUAUUAAUGUAUGAUAGUAAUAUAAAUAUAUCAAAAAUAAAUGUUGCUAUCAAUCAUGAAAUAAUACAUAUAUUUGAUGUAUAUAGUUACCCUUCCUUAUUUUUAAUAAAAAAAAAACAAGUAUAUAAAUAUAUCGGUUUAAAUAAUGUACAAAGCAUAUUAUUAUGGGUACAAGAAUACUUAGAUGAAAGUAUAUAUGAAAUAAAAAAUAAAGAGAAAUUAGUUUUAUUUUUAGAAUUAAAAGAAUAUAAUAUAUCUACUAUAUUUUUUAUAAUAAAAGAAAAAAAAUAUUAUAAUAUGAUCAAUGAUUUAAUUUCUAUAUGUAAAUUAAUAGAAAAUACAUUUUGUUUUUAUAUUAAAGACAAUGAUUUAAUUUCAUUUUUUGAAAAUGCUUUUGUUGCAAAAAGUGAUAACUUAAAUAUAACUGAAAUUAAAGAAAAAGAAAUAUAUGGAAUUUUAUAUAAAAAUGAUUUUUUUGAUAAAUAUUUUUAUCCUUUUAAUAAUUCAUUAAAUAUAUUAUAUGAAAAUGAGUCUAGUGCGGAUGAUAAACUAAAUGCAUUAGCAAAAUGGAUAAACGAAAAAAGUGAACCUUUAGUUAUUCGUUUUUCGGAAUAUUAUUUUUCGACUUUAUUUUCACCCGAAACAAUUGCAUUAUUUAUAUUUUAUAAUGAUAUUAAUGAGUUAAAUAAAACCGAUAUUAUUAAGUGUGCAAAAAAACAUAAAAUGGUUACUUUUGCUAUUUCUGGGAAUGUAGAAGUAUAUGAAAAGCGGUUAUUGUCUGAUCUCCUUAUUGAUGAUGUACAAAAACCGAUUAUGAGAAUUACCCAAUUUAAAAAUGAUAUAGAAAUUCCUUACAAGUACAAGCCUUUGUCGGAUGAGGUCGAGAUAAACGAAAAGACAAUUGACCAGUUUAUUAAUGAAUUUCUAACGGAUAAUAAAUACUUUUACAAAAAAAGUGAGCGUAUUUUACCAGACGAAUAUAAUAAUGGAUAUGUGAAAAUAAUAGUAGCAGACAAUUACGAUGAACAUAUAUUUAAUAAUGAUAAAAAUGUUGUAGUUCUAUAUUAUGCACCUUGGUGUGGGCAUUGCCAUAAAUUUGACCCAAUCUAUAGAAGAAUAGGAAAAAGAUUAAAAUUGUAUAUAAAUCAAAAUGAAGAUUAUAAAGAUGAUGUUAUAAUUAGUAAAAUUGAUGCAGCUAAUAAUGAAAUAUAUAAUGUUCCCAUUGAGGGAUAUCCAACCAUUUAUUUGUAUGAAAAAUCUAAUAAAAGAAUUCCUAUAAUGUAUACUGAAGAGAAAACUGAAGAAAACCUUAUUUCUUGGAUUUGUCGAAUGACAAACACAAAUAUAAAUAUUGAGAAAUUUCUUUCCAUAAAUUUAGAUGAUGAAAAGCUUUUUGAGAAUUACGAAGAAUUAUAG
Molecule: messenger RNA, 1632 nt
Organism: Plasmodium yoelii
Lineage: Eukaryota; Apicomplexa; Aconoidasida; Haemosporida; Plasmodiidae
Product: protein disulfide-isomerase, putative
Exons: 4
Coding region: 1-1632 (543 amino acids)
Biological process (GO): protein folding; response to endoplasmic reticulum stress
Cellular component (GO): endoplasmic reticulum
Molecular function (GO): protein disulfide isomerase activity
Source: RefSeq, a predicted model, not a curated record